This is a messenger RNA of Plasmodium gaboni, 2187 nucleotides long. RefSeq names its product putative ribosome maturation factor RimM. NCBI's taxonomy places the organism in Eukaryota, Apicomplexa, Aconoidasida, Haemosporida, Plasmodiidae. The record is from RefSeq and is a predicted model, not a curated record. Gene Ontology annotation, biological process: rRNA processing. Gene Ontology annotation, molecular function: ribosome binding. The coding region runs from base 1 to 2187 and encodes 728 amino acids. The transcript has 2 exons. Gene Ontology annotation, cellular component: ribosome.
AUGAUUGUACUCUCAACUUAUAAAAAAUGCCUAGUUUUAUUAUAUUAUUUUUUUCUUUUCUGGGUCCUUAAAUAUUAUAAGUUAAGCUGUAAAUAUAAUAAUUUUAAGAACAAUAUUUAUUUUUUAAAAGAACGAAGAAAUAAUAUAAUAUAUUUAUUUAAUAAUUAUAAAAAAGAAAUUUUUAUUUAUCAUUAUUCAAAUAGAAAAGGUAAACCAAGAAGUAUACCUCUUUUUGUUCAUCCACGUAAUUGUUUUAUUUACAAGAAAAAUGAAAAUCAAACUCUCAAUGCUCCUUUUUUAACGAAGAGAAGGAUAUAUAUUAAUAAUAACAACAGAACUAAAAAGAACAUCUUCUCUUUAUUAUUUGUUUUUUUUUCAAGAAUAAAGUAUCAUGGGGGGGGUGAAAAAAAAAAAAAAUUAUAUUAUAACAACGUGGCGAAAAGGAAUAUACGAUUAAAUGAAAAAAAAGAUAAUACAUAUGAAAAUCAUAACCAGUGUGAUCAUAAUAUAAAAAAAAAUAAUAACAUGAAGGAGAAUCUUGAAAAAGGAGAAUCUGAACAUGACACACAGAUAGAUAACACAGAUGAAGAAAUAAACCAGAGUGAGAGAAAAUUUCUGACAGACACUAAAUAUUAUAAACGAAGUAAAUAUUCUAAAGCUGGAUAUAUAAAAGAAAAAAAUAAUAAUAAUAAUAGUAAUAUUAUUGAAAAACAUCAGGAAGAAACAAAAAAAAAAAAAAAAGAAAAAAAGGGGGUAGACCUUUUUGAUGAUUUUUUAAAUGAUAGAUAUAAUAUUUAUUAUACAGAAAAUAAAGAGGAUUUGUUUGAAAAAAAAAAAAAAAAUGAAAAAAAAAUGAGUUUACCAGAUUUUUUUAUUUUAAAUUAUUAUCUAGAUAAAAAUAGAAAGAAUAAUUUAGAUUUAAUAAAUGAUAUAAAUCAUAAUAAUAAUAUAAUGAAAGUUGGAUCUAAUUCAACAAGUUCGUUUUCUAAUAUGAUAAAAAAUACGUUACAAAAAAAUGUAUCAGAAGAAAAAGUAGAUUCUAACAAUGGCAAUAUAAACAAUGAUAGUAAAAAAAAUAGAAAUGAUAAUCAUAGUAGUGAUAGUAGUAGUGAUAGUAGUAGUGGUUAUAAUAAUUAUCAGUCCUAUAGUAAACAUACAGAAUUCAUAAAUAAUUAUAGUGUCAUAGGACAAAUAAUUGGAGUACAUGGUCUUUUAGGUUGGUUAAAAAUUAUAAGUUUUACUACAUUUAAUGAUAUACGUUUUGAACCUGGUUGUUAUCGCUAUAUAUUUAUGAAUAAUUAUAAUUAUCCUUUACCUAUAAAAAUAUUAGAAGUAAAAGAAUCACAAAAGAUUUCUUUUCUUUAUAUAAAAAUAGAAGGUAUUAAUACAAGAGGUGAUGCUUUAAAAUUAAAAAAUUGCUUAAUAUGUGAUGAUAAAAGAACAUUUCCAGAUAUAGGAGAAAACCAAUAUAUAUCUACAGAUCUUUUAAAUUUUGAUAUUUAUAUUUUUAAUGAUUUUUCACAUACAUCUAUUGGAAAUGUAAAUGGAUUUCUAUCGAAAUAUGAUUAUAUAAAUAGUAAAUCCGUACAAGAAAUAUCAGAUGAUUUAAUUAAAAUACAUUUAAAAAAAAAUAUUUCACUAGAAAAAGUAUUCAAUAUUAUUAAUGUUGCUAAGUUAUAUAAUCAAAAAAAUAAUUCUUCUAAUCUUCAAGAUUCACAAUAUAAUAGUCCUAUCAAAAAUAUUCAAUCUAUUAAAGUCUUAAUAAAUAAAUCAGAUACAAAUAAUACAUAUGAAGAAAAUAUAGAUGAUACUAACAUACCAUCUGAGCCUAUAAAAAAUGAUAAAAAUUAUUAUGACUCCUUAGAUAAUUUUGAUGGAUACACUUAUAAAAAAAUAUUUAAAUGUGAUUAUUGUGAUCAUAUUUUUGAUGACAUCAAAGAAGCCAGUAUACAUGAGAAUUCCCAUUUCUCUUCAGACGAAGAACUUUUAUAUAACCAUACAAAUAUUGAUGCAUCUGACAAACAAAAGGUUUAUGAGGUAACAAAGGACCAGGCCAAGAAGCUAAAAAAUAUACAAUAUUUUUUGGUGCCAAUCGUAAAGGAAAAAACAAUAAGGUCCGUUCAUUAUGAAGACAAAAAAAUAUACCUGGAUAUAAGUACCAUUUUUUUGUUGGACGAUAACAAAUGA